AUGGCAACGAUGCUGGCCGCCGUAGCCCUGCGGGGCGCGGCAGUCCCGAGGCUACGGGGUCCCCGAGACGCCCGCAGUCUGAGCGGCAGCGCGCGGCGGGGCGCGGCGGGGGCCGCCAGCCCGGGGCGCAGGCUGAGCACGGCGCGGGCGCGGGCGCGGACAUCGCGGGAGGAGGCCGAGGCCCAGGCAGAACACACCUCAUCGCGCCCUGCACGCCCGCGCCCGCUGCCGUCACCACCACCACCACCACCACCACCACCACUACCACCGCCUGAGGCCCCUGCGGCGUCCCCCGCCGGCCGCUCACUGGUGCAGCGCGACAUCCAGGCCUUCCUGAGCCAGUGCGGCGCCAGCCCAGGGGAGGCGCGCCAGUGGCUUGCGCGCUUCCAGACGUGCCACCCCGCGGGAGACCGGCCCUUCGCGGUCAUCGAGGUGGACGGUGUGGUGCUCGAGUGCGCGCGCGCCGUAUCCAGUCUUGCCUUCGCGCUGGCUUUCCUGCAGCGCAUGGACAUGCGCCCGCUCGUGGUCCUGGGGCUGCCUGCACCCACCGCACCCUCGGGCUGUCUGUCCUUCUGGGACGCCAAGGCGCAGCUGGCGCGCAGCUGCAAGGCGCUGGUGGACGCUCUGCGCGACAAUGCGGCGGCCGCGGUGCCCUUCUUCGGCGGGGGCUCGGUGCUGAGCGCAGCUGAGCCAGCCCCGCAAGCCAGCUACGGCGGCAUCGUGGCGGUGGAGACCGACCUGCUGCGCUGGUGUCUGGAGGCGGGGAGCAUCCCAAUCCUAUGUCCCGUGGGUGAGACAGCCGCACGCCGCGCCGUGCUGCUGGACUCGCUGGAGGUGGCAGCUGCGCUGGCCAAGGCCCUGCAGCCCACGAAGACCAUCUUCCUCAACGCGCAGGGCGGGCUGCGUGACGCGCGGCAGCAGGUGCUGAGCAACGUGAACCUGCCGGCCGACCUGGACCUGAUGAGCAGCGCCAAGUGGGCCAGCCCGCGCGAGCGGCGCCAAGUACGGCUCAUCACGGACGUGCUCAGUCGCCUGCCGCGCCACUGCUCGGCCGUGGUCACUGCCGCGAGUGAGCUGCUCACGGAGCUCUUCAGUAACAAGGGCUCCGGGACCCUGUUCCAGAAUGCUGAACGGAUGCUGCGCGUGCGCAGCCUUGACAGCCUGGACCAGGCCCGGCUGGUGACCCUGGUCAACGCCAGCUUCGGCAAGACGCUCCGCGACGACUACUUGGCGUCGCUGCGGCCAAGGCUGCACUCAGUCUACGUCUCGGAGGGGUACAACGCCGCGGCCAUCCUGACAGUGGAGCCAGUGCUGGGCGGCACGCCCUACCUGGACAAGUUUGUGGUGAGCGCCAGCCGCCAGGGCCAGGGCUCCGGAGAGAUGCUGUGGGAGUGCCUGCGGCGGGACCUGCAGACGCUGUUCUGGCGCUCUCGCGUUACCAACCCCAUCAACCCCUGGUACUUCAGGCACAGUGACGGCAGCUUCUCCAACAAGCAGUGGAUCUUCUUCUGGUUCGGCCUGGCUGACAUCCGGGACUCCUACGAGCUGGUCAACCACGCCAAGGGGCUGCCAGACUCCUUCUGCAAGCCAGCCUUGGACCCGAGGAGCUGACCCCCCCCCAGGCCCCACAGGCCUUGGACCAGCACGAGGAUGGACCAGAAACCCUGCAUGCCCUGUGGGGCUCACUGGCUGAGCCCCAUGGAGGACACAGGCCCCAUUCUGCCCAGAGGGCUGGGAGUGGGAUGAGCUGGGGAGGGAUAGACCAAGACCAGACCAAAGCCAGGGACUCCAUCUCACAGGGGACAGUGUCAGUGGCCUCAUGCUGGACCUGGCAGUUCUGCCUAGAGCACCUCGCAUCUGUUUCCUGCUGCUCCCACCACUUGUUCCCAUGUCUGGGAUCUCGAGGGACACUGACACAUGGACAUGGGACAGAGACCAGCCCUGGGUGGCCUCCUCCCUUGCACAGCCCUGCCCCUUCCUUCCAGGUGGGCUUGGAGCCAGGCCUGGUCACCACCAGCUCCUCUUUUACCUGCAAGAGCCCAGCAAAGCCUCAACAGGCGGUUCUCACUUAAACCUGACUUGGAUGUUCUCCCUGGCCCAGCCAGCGUUUCUAUCUUCCCAGCCUACCAGCACAGUGGGGAAGAGGCCAGAGGCUCCAGUCAACUUUCUGGGGGACCUGGUACUGGGAAUUGAACCCAGGGAACCCCCAGCUACACCCCAGCCUUUUUGAGACAGGGUCUCAUUAAACUACUCUGGUUGGUCUUGC
Molecule: messenger RNA, 2266 nt
Organism: Cavia porcellus (domestic guinea pig)
Lineage: Eukaryota; Metazoa; Chordata; Mammalia; Rodentia; Caviidae
Gene: Nags
Product: N-acetylglutamate synthase
Exons: 7
Coding region: 1-1611 (536 amino acids)
Biological process (GO): glutamate metabolic process; L-arginine biosynthetic process
Cellular component (GO): mitochondrial matrix
Molecular function (GO): L-glutamate N-acetyltransferase activity, acting on acetyl-CoA as donor
Source: RefSeq, a predicted model, not a curated record